UUAUUUUGCAGGUUAACUUGAUCAGUGUUCGCGGUGUUGGCUAUACUGAUAAAACAUCUGGCUCGGUGCACGGCGCCAAUUAUAAUGUAUCCACAUUCCAAUCCAAAUUAUUAAGGAGUUAAAGUAGAAUCUUCCUUUAUGCAUUGGAGCGUAGCGUCUGCCUAUAAUUGACUGGACAACUGUGUGUAUAGCUGUAUAAUUAAUACAAUCUAAUAACUUCCGUACAUCAAUGAGUGAAUUUCUGACUGUACAAGUUGGUCAGUGUGGUAACCAGAUUGGUGGUGCUUUCUGGCCACUUGUACUUCAAGAAUAUGGCAUCGGAACACAAACAGGAUGCAUUUCUAUGUCACAAUCUCAGCACAUUGACCCCAACGGAAGACUUCUUGAUGCAUUCCAAAGUUUCUUCUUGAGCUCAGAUGGGAUUUCUGGGCAGAAUUUUAAGACACUUGCUGAUUUGGAGAAUGCAAAAGUUAGAGCAAGGGCAGUGUGUAUUGAUAUGGAAGAUAGUGUAGUGGCCCAUUUUCGCACUGGUCAGUUCCGUCAUUUGUUUGAUGAGACAUGUCUCCUUACAAACUACCCUGGAUCAGGAAAUAAUUGGGCAGAAGGUUUUUAUGCACAUGGAAGUGAAUACAGUGAGAAAAUAUUGAACAUUUUGCAGCGUUGUGCUGAAAAAAGUGAUCAACUUCAUGGAUUCCUGUGUCUGUUCUCACUGGGUGGUGGUACAGGCUCAGGCCUUGGUUCUUCUAUUCUCACAAUUCUUGAAGAUAAUUUUCCACUUAUAGAGAGGUUUGUGACCUGUGUUUAUCCAGCAGGGAAUGAGGAUGUGGUUACAGCUCCAUACAAUGUGGCAUUAGCUACCAGAGAGCUCACACAUCAUGCCAGUUGUGUUUUCCCUGUUGACAACAAGGCCUUGUCAGACAUAUGCAGCCGCCUGAAGUCUUCAAAAGAUAAACAUGGAGUAGCAGGGUACAUUGCAGCGUGUAAACCGUUUCAAGAUAUGAAUAGUAUUGUGGUUAACAUGCUCCUGCACCUUACUAGUGGUUCACGGUUUCCUGGAAGCAUGAAUGUGGACAUUAAUGAAAUAUAUAACAAUAUGGUCCCAUAUCCAGGCUUACAUUACAUUUCAAGUAGCAUCAGUCCACUGAAUGGCUUGAUUGACAGGACAGAUGAUUUAUUUACAUCAGCAUGGUCACGAGACAAUCAGCUUCUGAAGGUGGAUCCCCUAAGUGGGAUCGUAUUGGGUGCAUCUCUCUUGGGCAGGGGAUCAAUUUCUGUUUCUGAUAUGCGCCGCAACAUAGACAAAUUUCAGACUAAGGUGAAAUUUGUUCCCUGGAGCUGUGGAGAUGCAAUGAAGAUCGGAUUGUGUUCAGUUCCACCUCCAGGUCUUGCUUCUUCAGUUCUAUCCCUCAUCAAUACAUCCAACAUGUCUUCGCUGUUUAAAGAUGUUUCACAGAAAUUUACUAAAUUAUAUCAGAGAAAGGCUCAUGUACACCACUACCUUCAAGUGCCUGGAUUCAAUGAAGAGGACUUUGCCAGUAGCCUUGAGAAUCUGCAUAAGUUGGAAGAAGAAUAUACCAAACUCACAAACAUCAAAGCCCAGACAGUACCAAGAUUACAAGUACUGUGAUAUGUAACUGAUGAAUUGGUUAAAAAAGGAAUUAUUUUGAAAUAUUGUGAUCAACAAGAUAUUAGUUUCCUGUGCAGUAAUUCAUUCUUGAUUAAGUUUAAGAGUCUUUUUAAUUAUCUGGCUCUUGUAGUUUCAGGGUGUGGUUGUGGGUGGUAUGUUUAAAAAACAUUGUGUUCUACGAGGGUGA
Zootermopsis nevadensis is the source of this 1814-nucleotide messenger RNA. Lineage: Eukaryota; Metazoa; Arthropoda; Insecta; Blattodea; Termopsidae. The record is from RefSeq and is a predicted model, not a curated record.